This is a messenger RNA of Punctularia strigosozonata HHB-11173 SS5, 1181 nucleotides long. Its product is annotated as transcription factor Tfb4. Bases 1 to 1017 code for a protein of 338 amino acids. The record is from RefSeq and is a predicted model, not a curated record. Gene Ontology annotation, cellular component: transcription factor TFIIH core complex; transcription factor TFIIH holo complex. The transcript is spliced from 7 exons. Lineage: Eukaryota; Fungi; Basidiomycota; Agaricomycetes; Corticiales; Punctulariaceae. Gene Ontology annotation, biological process: nucleotide-excision repair; regulation of DNA-templated transcription.
AUGGACCGUGCGGCCCAUCUGUCCGUCGUCGUCGAUCUUUCUCCUCCGCAAUGGCUUCUCUCGGCCCAGCCAGGUCCCUCCAAUCCCCACCCGCUCAGCCUCAGGUCGUUCCUGUCCCAGCUUCUCGCGUUCCUCAACUCGCACAUCGCGUCCAAGCCGGAGAACACAUUAUGCGUCCUCGGCGCUUUUCCGGGAAAAAGUGGCAUCCUGUAUUCGUCUACCGAUCACGUUUCCACCAGCUCGGAGAAGGGGGACCCGGAUGCGUAUCUGCCGUUCAAGGUUGUAGACGCGGCCAUCAUCGACCACAUCACCAAUGAAUUGGAUGUACUCGGAGAAUGGGAGGCCCAAGAGUCCACAGCGCUCGUGGGCGCUCUAACAAAGGCAUUAUGCUACAUAAAUCGUAUAAUGAAUGUAUCUGCGGAUAAUGAGCCGCGGAGUCCCUCCGAACCGCGCAUACUCAUCCUCUCGGUGUCUCCGGACCAAUCAACGUCCUACAUACCCAUCAUGAACUCGAUCUUCUCCGCUCAGAAACUUAAAGUGACGAUGGACGUUUGCCAACUGUACGGACCCGAGUCUGUCUUUCUGCAGCAAGCCUCCCAUCUCACCGGCGGAUCGUACAUUCACCUCGAGCAUCGAGAUGCGCUGUUGCAGUAUCUCAUCAUGUCUUUCCUCCCACCACCAUCCAUCCGGCGCACUCUGUCCGUCCCUACGCAGGACAAGAUUGAUUUUCGAGCAGCAUGCUUCUGUCAUAAAAACAUCGUCGAUGUUGGCUUCGUCUGCUCCGUCUGUUUAUCCAUCUUUUGCCAACCUGUUCCUGUGUGUUCUACGUGUCGGACCAAGUUCCCCAUCAAGAGCUUACAACGACUCAAGUCGUCCAUGCCUCCGCUCGCUGGCGGACCCAGGGCCCAUGCGGCUGGUAGGACACCGGGCGGGACAUCGUCACCCACCCCCGCGGCCUCCCCUUCGGCAAACGGAACCCCGACCUCCAAGCGCUCCAUGGCGGACAGCUUACGAUAAUUCCAUCGACCUGGACCGUUGCCAAUCCUUCUCAUUUAUGGCUUGCCUGCGAUAUCAAUGCAAGAACCCUCGGUUACUCGACCCAUAUUGUCACUUAUGUUGGAGACUUGCAAGAAUGCCACCAAACGCGUGCCAGUUCAAGCGUCCUCGUAGUGCUGCACAAC